Dufourea novaeangliae is the source of this 2194-nucleotide messenger RNA. RefSeq names its product transmembrane protein 8A. The coding region runs from base 1 to 2106 and encodes 701 amino acids. Lineage: Eukaryota; Metazoa; Arthropoda; Insecta; Hymenoptera; Halictidae. The transcript has 5 exons. Gene Ontology annotation, cellular component: plasma membrane. The record is from RefSeq and is a predicted model, not a curated record.
AUGCGAGACAGUGUAUUAGUCUUCUCAUUGGCAUGGAUUCUUGCGAUACACCGAGGAUUGGACGGAAAACUCGAAAGAGUCGCUCAAAGGCCGAAUGUCGUUCUAGACGAUUACUACGCCUAUCGUCACAUUUCGAUCAUACACUUCCACGUACCGGAGUGCACUGUCGCCGCGGCUUUCAAGUUCACUGUACAAGAAGAGAAAACUGGCGGAAUAGGUAGAUGCGCAGCUCGAAACGUCUCUCUGUUCUUGAAGUCCGGCAGUUUACCGUUCGUGCGUCCGGAUGGAUCGAAAAUCACCGCGAAGCUGAUGAAAGGAAGACGUCGGUAUUAUUCAUUGAACAUGGAGAGCAACGGGGACGAGUAUAUGAUUAGAAUAGACGCACCAGCGCCGGGCGAUUGGUACGCGAUUGCCUUCCGAUCUUGGAGUGAUCCUGACGACGGGAAGAUUACGCAACAGGGUCUUGGAGCGUCAUGUGACACCGUGAUGAACGCAGAAUUACUCCUGGAAUCGGCGUCAUUGGUGUCCUUAAUGGACUCGAGGCUAGAAUACGAGGUGCACAUGAACGAAAGCGCCGAUUCCGCGAUGAUGCUGGUGCUCAUUCCCGAUGAGUUCGUAGAAUCUAGCCUCUCUUUAAAGUCCACCUGCGGCGAGGAAUGCAAAGUUGCUGUUCACGUCACCGCGGAUGAUCAUCUCGCGGCGACCAUAAUGAACACCACCAACACGACUUUGUUCUUCAAGCCAUACUCGGACCGAUUUCAUUACGUGACCCUACGCCUGCUGUCCGGCGAAUCGUCGAACGUGUCCUUACAAUUACUGGACAGCUCCACUACCGAUCCCAGCCAGGUGAAGUCGGUGGAUCUGUGGAGAAAGUCGUUGCCCGACUUUUUCCUGUUCGAUUACGAGCAUCUGUUAGCGAACGGCACGAAACCGUCGGCCUUCAACCUCUCCGCAGACAGCUUGUCCGUCCUUAGCUUUGGAAUCGGUCGAAUAUACGAUGUAGGCGGAACGUUGACUUUGGGCCUGAAGCUGGUCGACCUUGAUAAGAAAGAGAAGAAAAAUAUCGUCGUUGUAGCUUGCAUUUCUUUAGGUUAUUACGCGAACAUCACUGCCGGUGGAGGUUGCGCCCGGUUGGACAACGUGACCGCAGCGGAUAUCUACGUGAACUCGACAGUACCAGCGAUUCUUCACAUUCCGUUCCCAGAGCCGGGUACAUGGCACGUGAGCUUGAAGUCUUUCUGCGUGGAGGAAAAUUGUCACUGCAUAUCAACAUGCCUGAACGGCACCGCCUGCGAGGAUUGCGACUGCAUCACUCCCUGCGACGCCAGAGUGGAGAGCCGUAUUUCCUCUCUGCCCUGCAUCGAGGGCCGUUGCAAUGCCCGUGGAAAAUGUAUGCAUUACAUGAGCGGUGGUUUCGUUUUCGCUGCGUGCCAUUGUUCAGGCGCCUACAGAGGGUUCGAUUGCGCAGACGACACAUACGUUCUCAGCAAUAGCGACGUGAUCGUUCGAGUGUUGCUGUUAACCUGCAGCAAUCUGGCGUUCAUCGGUUCGGUUUACGUGGCGGUGCGCAGAGAAUACUUCACAGAGGCGAUCGUCUACGCGGCCGUUAUGUUCUUCUCGACGUUCUACCACGCCUGCGAAGCUGGGGAAGACGUGUACAGCGUGUGCAUCAUGAGACUGGGUGUCUUGCAGUUCUGCGACUUCUUCAACGCUCUGUUGUCCAUCUGGGUGACUUUAGUCGCGAUGGCCUCGUUCGGGCCGAAGCUCACCGCUUUCUGUCAAAUCGCAGGAGCUGUUAUUUUAGCGAUGAGCGCUGAAAUGGAUCGCACGGCCCUCUGGGUGUUUCUUUUACCUGCUAUCACGGGUUCCGCCUUGAUCGGCCUAUCUUGGGGUAUGAGGUGUAAGAGGAGAGGCACUGUACGUUAUCCUUCUCGUCCUUAUAGAAGCAUUUACUUCCCGGCUGGUCUCCUUCUAGUCUCCAUGGGGCUGGUCUGCUACGCAUUCCUACAAACACGGAGAAAUUAUUACAUCGUUCACAGCCUUUGGCACGUGUGCGUCGCCAUAGGGGUGGUUUUGCUCCUACCGAAGCGACAGUACAUGAAGUGAUUAGCAUAGCGAAUGAUAGUUGCUGCAAGAUGCAACGUUGCCAAUGUAAGAAACGGGUACAAGUACGUUUAAGAUUGUUGGUGUUCAA